Molecule: messenger RNA, 564 nt
Organism: Arachis ipaensis
Lineage: Eukaryota; Viridiplantae; Streptophyta; Magnoliopsida; Fabales; Fabaceae
Source: RefSeq, a predicted model, not a curated record
AUGGAGGCAACCCUUUUCCACCCAUCUAUCCUCAAGAUCCGGUUGGCAAAAAACUUCGACAAGCCCACGGACAUGAGGUAUGAUGGGAGGAAAGACCCUCAGGAACAUCUGACGGCAUUCGAGGCCAGAAUGAACCUAGAGGAUAUUGGUAAUGAUGUCAAGUGUCGUGCUAUUCCAGUAAACCUAGCAGGUCUAGUGAUACGUUGGUUUAACACGCUCCCGCAAAAGUUUAUUACAGUCUUCGCGGAUAUCACACAGAGGUUCUUGGCACAAUUCACCACACGGAUAUCCAAGGCUAAGCACUCGAUCAAUUUGUUAGGUGUGACCCAACGUGCUAGCGAGCCGACAAGGAAAUUUCUCGAUCGGUUCAAUGAUGAAUGUCUAGAGAUCGAUGGCCUGACAGACUUAGUGGCAAGUCUAUGCUUGACAAAUGGCUUUUUAUACGAGGACAUCAACAAGCAGCUCACCACCAAGCCUAUUUGGACCAUGCAAGAGAUCCAGAACAUGGUGAGAGAAUACAUCAAUGAUGAAGAAGUUAGUCAAGUGAUGGCUGCCAAAAAGUGA